AUGCCGCAGGGCCACAUGGUGCUGAAGCCGGGGACGGGGGGCAAGUACCACCAGCCCGGCAAGUCGGAGGCCUUGAAGCCGGGGAAGAUGCUGGGCAGCCUGCUCAACAUGGUGCCGGAGCUGAAGGCCUUUGCCUCGCUGGACCUCCGUGUGGCGUUCAACAUGGACAGCAGCAACGUGGGGCCCAAGCAGUGGGUGCAGCUGGCGCGCAUCCUGGAUGCCAACCGAGACGAUUACGACGCUUUUCUGAUAGCGCACGGCACCGACACGCUGUCGUACACGGCUUCGGCGCUGAGCCUGAUGCUGGCUGGAUUCAAGAAGCCCAUUGUGGUGACGGGGUCGCAGCUGCCGCUGGCGCUGCCACGCUCGGACGCGCGGCAGAACCUGCUGGACUCGCUGUGCUGCGCGACGGCCGCCUUCAGCCCGCCCCACGUCCACCUGCAAGAGGUGGCGCUGUGCUUCGGCGGCCGCCUCAUGCGCGGCAACCGCUCGCAGAAGACCAACAGCUCCGCCUACCAGGCCUUUGACUCCCCCAACUACCCCUACCUGGCGCAAAUGGGGGUGGAUGUCAGCUGGAACUCGCGCGCGCUGCUCAACGUGGACACCGUGUACCGCCCCCGCUUCAAUCUGGACCCACGAGUCAUCAGGGUGCCCAUCAUCCCCGGCAGCGACCCGCGUGUCAUGUAUGGCGACGUGGCGGCGCGGGGGGUGAAGGGCAUGGUGCUGGAGGCCUUUGGCGUGGGAAACAUGCCCGACCGUGCGGAGACGGGGUGGCUGCCGUGGCUGCGGGAGCAGCGCAAGAAGGGCAUGCUGGUGUACCUGGGCAGCCAGUGCGCCGUGGGACCGCUGCACCCGGAGCUGUACAAGUCGGGUUCCGCCGCCCUCAAGCUGGGCGUCGAGUCUGGGCCGCAGAUGACGCCAGAGUGCGCUGUGGUCAAGCUCAUGCUGUGCCUGGCGUACCGUGACCUGCCGCUGGGGAUGCCGUUGGCUGGGGAGCUGUGA
Molecule: messenger RNA, 1002 nt
Organism: Chlorella variabilis
Lineage: Eukaryota; Viridiplantae; Chlorophyta; Trebouxiophyceae; Chlorellales; Chlorellaceae
Exons: 9
Coding region: 1-1002 (333 amino acids)
Molecular function (GO): asparaginase activity
Source: RefSeq, a predicted model, not a curated record